UCGCGGACGUCGCUCGACAACCACGUGCCUAUCUAUAUGUCAAUCGUAACAGGUCGAAUACAACAUCGACUCAAAGCCGUUCACUAAUUAAAAGUAAAACAGUUCUAAUUUCGAAAAUUUAAUGUUUAUUAUUCAGUAACUGGCAUUCGAAUUCGAAUUUCGAUUUUAAAAAACAAACAAUUUUUGUUUUUUUUUUAGAGAAUAGUUAAAUCAAUUUAAAUUGAAAUUUUAAAAAGUGAACAAUUUUAAAAUUCGAAUAUUACUAAUAGUGAAGUGCUGACAAUUUUUUUUUCUUCUAAUCCUUAACCUGAAAUGACCCCAGUUGGACUUCUUUUUAAAGUGAACAGUGAAGGCGUGUUCACGUGUCCGAUGAACGCACCGCCCGUUGAUUUCGCCAAGAUAUAUCCAGAUCCUGAAUCUGAGAAAGCAUCCGUGGUGUACUGCAUCCACCAUAAAGAUGGGUGUACAUGGUCGGAUGAAUUACGCAAAUUGGGGGCGCACCUCAACACAUGUAAGCACGAUGCUGUCCAGUGCUCGGCGCAGUGCGGAGCGAUGAUACCCCGUGUACUGAUGCAGGAUCAUCUCCGGUACACUUGUCCCCGCCGCCGAGCUAACUGCGAGCAUUGUCACAAGGAGUUCUCCGAGAGUGCGCUCGAGGAGCAUCAAGGCAACUGUGGGUAUGAGCCUAUAUACUGUGAAAACAAGUGUGGAGCCAAAGUGCAACGCAGACAUACCCAACAACACAUACAACAGCACUGCAGUAAACGGCUCGUGCCUUGCAGACACUGCGGUCAGAGAUACACACAGGACACGGUGUCGGCGCACGGCGCGGUGUGCGCGCGCGCGCCGGUGCCGUGCCCGCAGCGCUGCGCGGCGGCGUGCGUGCCGCGCGACGCGCUCGACGCGCACCUGCGCGACCACUGCGCCGCCGCCGGCGCUCCGUGCGCCUUCCGCGACGCCGGCUGCCGCUUCAAGGGUACAAGACAAGCUUUAGAAAGGCACACAGAGGAAAAUUGCCAGCAGCACCUAGCUCUAGUCUCAACGUUGGCUUCCCGCCAAGCCCGCCAGUUGGAGUCCCUCAGAGCAGCCGUGGCUCGUCUAUCAGUCAAUUGCUCAGGUGUACUCGUCUGGAGGAUUACUGAGUGGGCAUCUAAAAUGGCGGAGGCCAAAUGCAAAGAUGGCGUUGAACUGGUGUCCCCUAUUUUUUAUACCAGCCAGUACGGAUAUAAAUUACAGGCUUCACUAUUCCUAAAUGGAAAUGGAGCGGGCGAGGCCACACACAUGUCGGUGUACAUCAAGAUCCUUCCAGGCGAAUACGAUGCGAUCCUUCGCUGGCCUUUCGCUCACUCCGUCGCCUUCACACUCUUCGAUCAGAGCUCCAACCCUGAUAGAGCGUGCAAUAUCGUCGAAAGCUUCGUUCCAGACCCCACGUGGAAAAACUUCCAAAGACCGUCGAAAGAACCGGACACUUUAGGCUUCGGUUUCCCAAGGUUUGUCUCCCACGAAAUGCUCAAAAAGAGGAACUUUGUCAAAGACGAUGUCAUGUUCUUAAGGGUCAAAGUAGAUCCGAGCAAAAUAGUUGCUGUUUAGGUCUCUGAUAGUAUACCAAUGAAAAUACGCUUAAGUCUACAGACAAUGAGUUUAAUAGAUCACCCCAAAUGUCUUUUAGGAACACAAGUUUUUUGCAUGAUUCUUUUAAAAUAAUAUUUUAGCAGACUAUUGAGUGGGUUAAUUUGCCACAUCCUCGGUCACUAAUGCGACUUUCUCCAAGAUCCAAGCGCGCAUGUUACAACUUCUCGCGUAAUAAAAACAUCCUAACCAGUUUAUCAAUGGGGAAAUAUAUCAGCAACUACUUGACGUUCCAAAGGGAAAUAGCUCUCCAUAAAAGCAAGAUUCUAGCAUAUUAUAGCCACUACUGGGCUUAGAAAAUAGUUUGUAAAUAUUGCAUUUUGACCCUAUGCGACCUAGAUAUUGGUUACACUGGAGAAAAGCUGGGGAAUUGGCUUUUUUUUUUUAAAUUUCUUCAUUUAUUAGAAUUGAUUUAAGAGUAAUUGAAAUUGGAAUAUUGUUCCAACUUCCAGCGCCCACAAUAACUUUGGGUCAUCUCUUGGACUCAUGGUCUGUGGUUAAGCAUUUAUAUUUCUGUAUUUGAGUAGCGCACAAUUGUGCAAGUCAUUUGUUAUUUAGUAUUAGAUAAUUUAAAAGUCAUAAUUUUAAGAUGUACAGAACUGGAUAAUCAUUUGUAAAAAUUUGUAAAUAUCUAGUUUUAGAGGCAUUACAUGCAUUGUUAUCCUUUCACCGAAGAUCUCUUGUGUUCAUUGCCGUAGAAAGAACGUAACAAACUGGGCAUCGUCUCAAAGGAACCGAGUCACUUCAGUGGAUUACUCAUCUUUGACUGUCCCGUGCCAUAUUUUAGUUAUUAACCAGUAUAACAGAGGUACACACAUUUUUAUAGGGUACUGCAAAAAUUGUGUGUAAAAGGUCACAUGUUCAAUGCGUUUUUGGCUGCCUCGUGGGAAUUAUAUCGAAGGCUUUUUGAAAAAUGCUAUGAACGCGCAUUAUUAAGUAUAUAUACACUUCUUUGUGAUAAACGGACACUUUUGCAGUAAAACCAAAAAAAAUGUUGCCUACCAUUUUAUUUUUUUUAUUUAACAGUUGCAAAUAUUCGUGGCUGACAUUAGCCAUUUCUCUGUACAGAUGGGUAAUAUCUGAUAUAUAGAUAUCAGAUAUUCAAUGUAUAGAUAUUGAGUUCUUCUGGACUUUGAUGACCACCUAUUGGUAUAUCGCCGAUAACAGUCUGAUAUCUAUAUUCAUUACGAGCGGGUUCUUCUGUUUGAUAUUAUAUAUUGGAUAAUUGUUGUCUAAUAUAUCUGUUAUUGGGCCAAUAUAUGUAUAGAUAUUGUAACAACAAUCUAUAGAUAUUUCUAUAUAUUCUUUGCGUUCCGUUUUUCUUUUUUUUUUUAACAAUACUUUCUGCGCUAGUAGAGCUGUUAAAGGUUGAUCGAUAUGCUUAUGGAGUAUCAGAAGAUUUUGGAAUCAAAAACAAUCAAAAACAUAGUCAUCAUCAUCUCGGCCGUUAUUUGUCCAUGGCUUAAACCCUCCCCCUAUAAGGGGUGUUUUCUCAAUAGUUGUCAUACUUGACGGGCGAAUUGGCAACCGCAGUUAGGCUUUUGGUGACGUUUGAAAGGGCCUCCGCUGCCAAUUCCUCGACUAUUAAGUUAAAACGUAGUAAGGUACCUAAAUGUAUUGCGUAAAACUUAUACUCAAUUCUAGAGAAAUAAAUGCGAGUGUCCGUUCUUGCAAAGGUUUAUUUAUUUAUUUAUUUUUUUUUUGACUAAAACAAUUUAAAUUAAGUAUAUUUUUAUCUUUGAGACAUGUUUGGCAUUGUUAUAUCGGCAGAUCUUUGUAUAUAUUAUAUUGUUUUACAAAAUAAUUUAUAAAUGAAAAAUGAGUUAACAGAAAUAUUGUUGUUACUGUAAAUAGACGGUCUGUCCAUAAACACUGUAGAUAUUAAAAAAAAAAAAAUUAAAAUAGUUUUCUUUUCAUGUGUGUAAGCUGGAGUUGACCAAAGUGUUUGAUAGCUUUGCUUAUGGUGAAAAAAAAAAAAGUGUAUAUUCUUUGAGCAAAGCGAAUCACCAUAAUUGUAACACGGCUAAAGCUGUAGGAUUAUGUUGUUAGAUUUAUAUAUAUAUAUAUAUAUAUAUACAUAUUUAUCUUCAAUUUGGUCUCGUGUGUUUGUUCUUAUUUUGUAAGUAAUUAACCGAAUCCUGACUUACUAAGAUAAUAAUUAUAUUUUUUUAAUAACAUUAAAAUUUAAAUACUAGUUCCAGCAUAGACUAGCACAGUGAUUCUCAACCACUGUGCCGCGGCACUUUUGUGUGCCGCCAAAUUUUAAAAGUGUGCCGCCAAAUUUUAAAAGUGUGCCGCCAAAUUUUAAAAGUAUGCCGCCAAAUUUUAAAAGUGUGCCGCCAAAUUUUAAAAGUGUGCCGCCAAAUUUUAAAAGUGUGCCGCCAAAUUUUGCAAAUAUUUAAAAUUUUUGUCAUAAACUAUUUAUGCAGUGAAUAAUUUUUAUCUUUUCCUUUGUGUGCCGCCAAAUUUUGAAAUCGUUAAAUAUGUGCCGCAACAAAAAAAAAAGGUUGAGGAUCACUGGACUAGCAUUUAUAUUUUUGAACGGAUCUUUAUAUUUUAGUAUAUAAUACUUUGGUAAAAUCAUUAAAUAAUUUACUAUAAGAACUCUGAACUAUAACUUGGUUAAUUAUUUUUAAUAUCAAAUCUCAAAAGAAAUAUUACAUUCCAAAAUACUAUUAUAUAAGUCUGGCUUCUGCGUUGAUAGUGAACAUAAGGGCGGCAAUCACUCGUGACUAAGGAUCGCGAAUUGAUUCCAAAACUAGUCGAGUUUUUUCGAUCUUGUUACAUGUGAGUUAAACCGGCAGUGAUUACAUUGAAAUACGUUUGCUUACGAAACUUUUAACAAUAAUAUUAAGAAGGUUAAAAACAAAGGAUCAAACUAUCUAAUUAUUAAUUUAAGAUUAAUUAGUAAAAAUCAAUAAGUAAUCAAUGAGAAAGAUUUUUUGUAUAAUUCUAAAAUAAUUCAAUGAUUGAUAAAAUAAUUGUUUCAGCUACUGUUUUGUCCUUUUCCUUUGUACUAAUUUCUCAAUUUUAAGGAUAGUGACAAAAUACAGUUAAAAUAUUGUACGUUUGUAUAACGUCUUAAGUUUUUAUCAAUAAGGGGGUAUAGCUUUUUGUUUUUGAUUUUGGAACUUAUAAAUGGUUACUAUCAGCUAAUUUUCCUUCUCAAUAUAAGGUAUAUAUUUGUUACUGAUUUAAAAAGUUAUAUUAUACAAAAAAACCGGUUAUAUCCGGUUACAGCCGGGUUAUAUCCGAUCAUAACGAUCUUGCCUAACGCCGCUUUUAUGUUAACUAAAUACAAUAUUUAGUUUAUUUGUAGGUAAUAAGACGAUAUCAGGAUCUAAGUUCUAGGGACCCUAUUAUAUUAUAAUAAAAGACUAACUGACAUAGUUAAGCUAGAUUUAACGUAAAUUUAGACGGUCUCUAUGUUAGAUUUAUAUUGGUCAUAGUUUCUAAGGUCAAAAUACACAUUUUCCUAUAUAAA
Molecule: messenger RNA, 5113 nt
Organism: Galleria mellonella (greater wax moth)
Lineage: Eukaryota; Metazoa; Arthropoda; Insecta; Lepidoptera; Pyralidae
Gene: Traf4
Product: TNF receptor-associated factor 4
Exons: 8
Coding region: 313-1590 (425 amino acids)
Biological process (GO): tumor necrosis factor-mediated signaling pathway; regulation of canonical NF-kappaB signal transduction; positive regulation of JNK cascade
Cellular component (GO): plasma membrane signaling receptor complex
Molecular function (GO): zinc ion binding; protein binding
Source: RefSeq, a predicted model, not a curated record